Molecule: messenger RNA, 3216 nt
Organism: Chiloscyllium plagiosum (whitespotted bambooshark)
Lineage: Eukaryota; Metazoa; Chordata; Chondrichthyes; Orectolobiformes; Hemiscylliidae
Product: zinc finger protein 143-like
Biological process (GO): regulation of transcription by RNA polymerase II
Cellular component (GO): chromatin; PcG protein complex; nucleus
Molecular function (GO): DNA-binding transcription factor activity, RNA polymerase II-specific; RNA polymerase II cis-regulatory region sequence-specific DNA binding
Source: RefSeq, a predicted model, not a curated record
AGACCAAUGGGCAGUGUUGGGGGCGGGGUGUUGCGGGGAUUCAGAGUGAGGGGCCGCUGUACUCCCUCCCAGCCUCCGCCUCCCCGCCUGAUCUGUGUCUCUCUGUUUCCGUUCCUAGUGCAUGGUGGGCGAAGGGAGGAAUUGUUGGAAAAAAAGAGAUAAACAGAGAAACCCAAAGUAUGGCGGAAUUCCAGGGAAUGGGCAACGGUCAGCAUGUCACACUGUGCCUAACUGAAGCUGUAGCAGUAACAGAUGGUGAUCGACUGGAAAAUAUGGACGGUGUGAGUUUACAAGCUGUUACUCUUGCAGAUGGAACUACAGCAUACAUUCAACACAAUCCUAAAGGUGUAGACUUUCUGGAUGGGAAGUUAAUUGAUGGUCAAGUAAUUCAACUAGAGGAUGGUUCUACAGCAUAUGUCCAACAAGUUUCAGUACCAAAAUCAGGAGAUUGUUUGCGUUUUGAGGAUGGACAGGCAGUCCAACUAGAGGAUGGAUCAACUGCGUUUAUCCAUCAUACACCAAAAGAUGGCUAUGAUCCAAAUGCAGUGCAAGCAGUCCAGUUGGAAGAUGGAACUACUGCCUAUAUCCACCAUACAAUACAAGUUCCACAAUCUGACACUAUUCUUACCGUUCAAGCUGAUAGCACCCUAGCAGGAUUACAUACAGGAGAAACCACAGUAGAUCCUGAGACCAUCACUGCACUUGAACAGUAUGCUACAAAAGUAACUGCUGAUGGAAGCGAGAAUGUCAGUAGUACAGGAUUAGUGAAUGAGAGUGAUCAUGAGAAAAAAAUGCAGAUUGUUCUUCAGGGCCAUGUAACUGCACGAGUGAGUGCCAAGGCUCAACAGCUGGGAGAAAAGGCUUUUCGUUGUGAAUAUGAGGGUUGUGGAAGACUGUACACUACUGCUCAUCAUCUCAAGGUACAUGAGCGGGCACAUACGGGGGAUCGCCCGUAUAGGUGUGAAUAUCCAAGCUGUGGAAAAGCUUUUGCUACAGGAUAUGGAUUAAAAAGCCAUACAAGAACCCAUACAGGAGAAAAGCCAUACAGAUGCCCAGAAGAAAGUUGUGACAAAGCGUUUAAAACCUCAGGGGAUUUGCAGAAACACAUCCGAACUCACACAGGUGAAAGACCAUUUAAAUGCCCAUUUGAAGGCUGUGGCAGAUCGUUCACCACAUCAAAUAUUCGUAAAGUGCAUAUUCGGACUCAUACAGGUGAAAGGCCAUAUUUCUGUCCAGAGGCUGGCUGUGGAAGAGCCUUUGCUAGUGCCACCAAUUACAAGAACCAUAUGAGGAUACACACAGGGGAAAAGCCUUAUGUAUGUACUGUACCUGGUUGUGAUAAGCGUUUCACUGAGUACUCCAGUUUAUAUAAGCACCAUGUAGUUCAUACCCAUUCUAAACCUUACAACUGUAACCACUGUGGCAAAACAUAUAAACAGACCUCUACCCUGGCAAUGCAUAAACGAACUGCACAUGGUGACAGUGAACCAACUGAAGAAGAAGAAACUUUCUUUGAAUCACAAGAUGUUACCUCUGGAGAUGAAAUCCUUAAAGGACAACCAAUUACCUAUGUAACCGGAGUUGAAGAAGACAAUGGAUUAUCUGGACAAGUUACUACAGUUGCUCAAGCAGACGUAGGUCAACAUAUGGCCCUUAUUGCCCAAGAUGGUACACAGCAACAGGUCAACAUAUCUCAGACAGAUCUGCAAGGAAUUGGCAAUACUAUAACAAUGGUUACACAGGAUGGGACUACCAUCACAGUCCCAACGCAUGAUGCAGUUAUUUCAACACAAGAUACGCACUCGGUUACAAUGGUAACAACAGAUGGUUCAGAUGGUCAACAGGUGGCUAUAGUGACACCAGAUUGUGAGAUGAGAGGUGAGGCUACUAUAGCUGCAUUACAAGCUGCAUCUGUUGAAGUGGAAAAAAUUGUUACCCAACAGAAUCAUGAGCAUCAUUUAGUAACUGGAGGAGCACGACCUGUAACAUUACUGGCUACGGCAAAUGGCACUCAAAUUGCAGUGCAGCUUGGCGAGCAGCAAUCAUUGGAGGAAGCAAUCAGAUUAGCAUCUAGAAUACAACGUGGUGAAUCACCAGGGCUUGAUGAACAUCAAUAAAGAAAUAAUUGAAAAUAAUGUAAGGGCUGCAGUUCUGCCUAUUUCUAACAAUAAUUGUACUGUAUAUAAUACACAGACUGUAUCACUUACAGGCCCUGUGUAGCUUUUAAACAUUUUUAAAGCUGCAAUAUAUUGUUGUAAACGUCAUGAAUUUUUCAAACAUUCAGAGUACUAGUUGAAAAUAAGCUAAUGAAGCAAAGUUUUUGCACUGCAAACUAGUCUAAGAAGUUGAGUAUUAAUUUAUCUCCAAUCUUUGCUUGUAUACUGUUCUAAUUUAUUUUGUCACUGCUCAGGUCUAUUAGAUGCAGCGCACUUAUUUGAAAGAAAAUAGUAUCUUUGCAAAACUGUAUUCGAGUUGGAGGUAUGAGUCAGAAUAAUAAUUACUGUACUACUGAUUUCCAGUUUAAAGAUAUGGAUUCUUUAUUCCUAAUUAGUUCAUCAACUUUACUGGACACAUACAUUUCCUGUUAAAUGGUUUUGCUAAAGUUUGCAUAAACGUCUGAUGAUAUAUUGCAGCUUUAGAGUGUAAAUUAUCACUGUCUGUUAAUUGUGUACAGUUUGGACUAAACAAAUCAGGUUCUUGAUAUUAAGGUACUUUAAACUGUAGACCCGAAAAUGUGGAGCAUGCAUUAAAAAGUUAUUUCUGCAUGUAUUUUAACACCUGGGAAAUCUAAGUGAUAGAAUAUUAUAUUCUAGUGCACACAUUAAAGAGAUGAACAUAUUUGGGACUACAGUUUUACACUUUUAUGGAAACUAAUUUCAUACUACUAAAAGGUGUUUGAUCUUUGCUUGUGACCAAUUACCUGUAAAUACAUACUAAUGCCACAGAUGUAACCUACAUUUUACUUUUUACGUAUGAUCAUGUAAAAGUACAAAAGGAGGAGCUUUGGUUGUGCAAUAUUAAACAUAUACAAUCCAAAUUUAUGUUGCUUUAUUCAAAAAACACUUUUUUUGUGUCAGGCAUUAUUCUGAAGGCAUUUUAAAUGAUGAAAACAAAGGGAAAAAAAUACAAUUGGUUGCAUGAAUGAUUUGAUGAAUUGAUAAUAAAGGUGCAUCGUGUGCGUAGGGUUUUAAACAGAUAUGCUUUAGAUUUUGGCAA